Messenger RNA from Crotalus tigris (Tiger rattlesnake), 4210 nucleotides. It is a transcript of the gene PKP4, whose product is annotated as plakophilin 4. Gene Ontology annotation, cellular component: adherens junction; nucleus; plasma membrane. The record is from RefSeq and is a predicted model, not a curated record. NCBI's taxonomy places the organism in Eukaryota, Metazoa, Chordata, Lepidosauria, Squamata, Viperidae. Gene Ontology annotation, molecular function: cadherin binding. Gene Ontology annotation, biological process: cell-cell adhesion; cell-cell junction assembly. The transcript has 13 exons. Bases 153 to 2600 code for a protein of 815 amino acids.
CAAACACAGGUGUAAAUAAGCUCAGAACAUCUGAGAGUGUUCCUAUCGCUUCUUAUCAUGUUGGAACAGAGCCUGAACAAGGAAAUCUUUACUCUCCAGAGCAGACAUCGCUUCAUGAAAGAUCAGUUGGUAACUCUAGAAGUUCAACACAGAUGAAUUCAUAUUCUGAUAGUGGGUACCAGGAAGUAGGCAGUUUCCAUAACAGCCAGAACCCAGGAAAAGGAGAGAGCAGACAGCAGCAUUCUUUUGCAGGAGCAAAUAAUAACCAUUUAGUGCGAAGUUCACGUGCUGAAGGACAAACUUUGGUACAGACAGCACCAAACAUAGCUUCCACCAACAGAGCCAUGAGACGUGUAAGUUCUGUUCCAUCAAGGGCCCAAUCUCCCUCAUAUGUAACCACUACAGGAGUUUCCCCUUCAAGGGGAUCACUCAGAACUUCUUUAGGAGGUGGCUAUGGUUCGCCAUCUAUUAUUGAGUCACGGUCUGUCAGCUCUAAUGUUUUCUCAACAUUACCUGUUCAAAGAGCAGCAUCUCCAUUUACUACACAGAGGCCUGCCUCACCAGUAGCAGUGCGCCGAAUUGGUUCAAUAACAUCUAGGCAAUCAACCAACCCCAAUGGAGGAACUCCUCAAUACCAGCCUUCAGUCAGAGUUGGUUCACCUCUCACAAUAAAUGAUACGCAGACAAGAGUAGCCUCUCCACCCUUAACUCAAGUUGGAUCUUCAUCACCAAAGCGCUCUGGGAUGACUGCUGUUCCACAACAUUUGGGAACAUCAUUACAACGGACACUUCAUGACAUUGAGCAAUAUGCACAGCAGUAUGACAUCUAUGAAAGAAUGGUUCCACCUCGUCCAGACAGCCUUACAGGUUUAAGGAGUUCAUAUGCUAGUCAACAUAGUCAACUUGGACAGGAGUUACGUUCUACUGUAUCUCCUGAUUUACAUAUCAGUCCCAUUUAUGAAGGUAGACCUUAUUAUAGUCCAGUGUACCACAGUCCAAGCCAUGGAACAGGUGAUGUACCCCAAGGAUCUCAAACGGCAUUGUAUCGAACUGGCUCAGGUGUUGGAAAUCUUCAAAGAUCAUCUAGUCAGCGUAGCACUCUUACAUACCAAAGAAAUAAUUACGCGCUGAACACAUCAGUUACCUACGCAGAACCCUAUAGGUCACUUCAUUAUCGGAUGUCUGAAUCGAAUUAUAACAGGAUGCAACAUGCAGUCCCUGCUGAUGAUGGAACAACACGAUCUCCCUCUAUAGACAGCAUCCAGAAAGAUCCCAGAGAAUUUGCAUGGCGGGAUCCAGAGUUGCCAGAAGUCAUUCAUAUGCUUCAACACCAGUUCCCAUCAGUUCAGGCCAACGCAGCAGCCUAUCUACAGCACCUAUGCUUUGGAGAUAAUAAAGUAAAAACUGAGGUAUGCAGAUUAGGUGGAAUUAAGCACUUGGUUGACCUGUUGGACCACAGAGUUCUUGAAGUUCAGAAGAAUGCUUGUGGCGCCCUGCGGAACCUGGUAUUUGGGAAAUCUACAGAUGAAAAUAAGAUAGCAAUGAAAAAUGUUGGUGGAAUAGCUGCACUUUUACGGUUGCUAAGAAAAUCAAUUGAUGCAGAAGUAAGAGAACUUGUCACAGGUGUCCUCUGGAACCUGUCUUCGUGUGAUGCAGUAAAAAUGACAAUCAUCCGAGAUGCUCUAGCAACAUUAACGAACAGUGUGAUAGUUCCUCAUUCUGGAUGGAAUAAUUCUUCCUUUGAUGAUGAUCAUAAAAUUAAAUUCCAGACUUCUUUAGUUCUGCGCAACACAACAGGUUGUCUAAGGAAUUUAAGUUCUGCAGGAGAAGAGGCAAGGAAACAAAUGAGAUCUUGUGAAGGAUUGGUUGAUUCUUUGUUAUAUGUGAUCCAUACUUGUGUGAACACUUCUGAUUAUGAUAGCAAGACCGUCGAAAACUGUGUCUGCACACUUCGGAACCUUUCUUAUCGUCUAGAGCUUGAGGUUCCUCAAGCCCGCCUUCUUGGCAUCAGUGAGCUGGAUGACUUUUUGGGGAAGGAAUCGCCCAGCAAAGAUUCUGACUCAAGCUGCUGGGGAAAAAAGAAGAAGAAAAAGAAAAAAACUUCGCAAGAGGAUCAGUGGGAUGGAGUUGGUCCAAUACCAGGGUUGUCCAAGUCUCCUAAAGGUGUGGAAAUGUUGUGGCACCCAUCUGUUGUAAAACCAUAUCUAACUCUUCUAGCUGAAAGUUCCAAUCCGGCCACUUUGGAGGGUUCUGCAGGAUCUCUUCAGAAUCUUUCUGCAGGCAACUGGAAGUUUGCAGCAUAUAUUCGAGCGGCUGUCAGGAAAGAGAAAGGACUUCCAAUUCUUGUGGAAUUGCUAAGAAUGGACAAUGAUAGAGUUGUUUCUUCCGUGGCAACAGCCCUGAGAAAUAUGGCACUAGAUGUGCGUAACAAGGAGCUUAUUGGAACUGCCUUGGCUGCCGCCCCUCCACAAUCUAGUGAGGAUCCUCCUCAAUGGUGGUCGCCCCUCCAGGGUCUUCCGAAGAAGGAAAACCGGACAGCGGAGAGAGGGCUCUUGCUGAACAUCUGCUGGCGCUGCGAUCCAGAACCGGAAGCCACAUGAUAGUCAUUUUGAACAUUCCAUGACAAUUUCCCAGCCAAUCUUGCUCCUUCCCCACCCAGCACUGAGAAAUUGACUCAUCAUGUGGCUCUUAAAGAAGCAACAACUAUAUCUGACAUAAACAUAGGCCUGGAUAUUCAGUCAAAUAAAUACAUUAGCCAAUUUGUCUUAGUCCUUGCCUGUUUCAUUUUUCAACUGCUCUUACUUUGAAAAUGAAUAUUGACCAACCCCUCCUUCAGCCACUGGAGAUCAGGUAGUGGUUCUCCACCUUUUCUUCACCGUGGACCCCCAAGACUCAAGAUUUAAAUCAUAACAUUUCUUCAAGCCUUCGCAGACGACAAGUUGAGAACCACUGAGGUAGACUAAUCCUGCCCUAGCCCUCAGGAAGUCAUGCGAUCAUAUUUUUAAAUGGGCUCUGACAACUUCCUACAUCUCAAUGAAGAUUCCUGCAGAACUAUUCUCAAAGAACUCUAUCUUGGGUUCCCUCCAAUGAAGCAAUGAGAAAAAUCAAUUCCACAUGCAUUACACGUGUCCCCGAAAUGAUGAAAAAAUAUUAUUCCUUCAGUACUGUCAGUGAAGGAAACAAUACUACUCAUUUUCCAAUAGAAUUCCUUGAUUCAAUAGCAGUCUGUUCAUAGUCGUUCUGUUUCUCUAUUUCAGGAAUGAAAUAUCUGGGAAAGGAUGACCCAAACAGGGCACGACUUGUCUAAUUAAAUCCAAAAAUUAUGAUUUAUAUCCAUAUACAUUUCAUGUUUGUAAAAAAGAGACUAAUUAAAAGUCCCUAAAUUGUAUCAAGCCAAAGCUUGAGGUCAUUGUUUUUUUUUAUCAUGCAAUGUCCAUCUUUUCCUUUCUAAGAGAUUCACAGAGAUUAUUUGUAACAGGUGAAAAAUGAAGCAAGCAGAAUAUCUGUGCCCUAUUCAUACCUUUCAAAGAACAGACCCAUAAUGUGAAGAACUGGUUUUUCUCUUCUAUACACAUUUAUUGCCUCCAUACUCACUAGAGCCAAGAUUAGGUCGUAACAUUGAUCUUGUUUUGUUGUCUGCGUAUUCCAUGUUAUGCUUGAAAGAAAAAGGGAGAGCAGCCUGCUGAAAUAUCUGCCAUGUUUCAAGAAACCACAUAUUGAAAGCUAUGCAAUUAAUUCAACUGUGCCUUUUUAUCUUUAAAAAUAGCUCAGCUAAAACAAGGUUAUCUAAAAUAAGUAAACAGAUUUGUAUAUGUCUGUGUACUUUGGCUUCUUGCCAGAAUCAUUUUAAUCACAUUUUCCCUUAAUCCAAUAAAUGAAUCUAGUACAUAUUUUUUUAAUUUGAAAAUUGAUGUUGCAGUACCUAACUUUUUCCCUCUAAACCAGUGUUUUUCAACCUCAGCAACUUUAAGAUGGAUAGACUUCAAUUCCCCAAAUUCCCUAAGCAGCAUGGAGAAUGAUGGAAGCUGAAGUCCACCCAUCUUAAAAUUGCUGAGGUUGGGAAACACUGCUCUAUAUAAAGAGUUGCAUAGGACUAUUUAUUUUUUUAUGAAAUUAAUUUUCCCAUAUUAAAUAGAACCUCCUUCCAUUGUUUUUGAAUGUGUAUAUUUCUCCGUAUCAUCAUUCUUUAUGAUGAUGAAAGUAUAUACUG